Molecule: messenger RNA, 522 nt
Organism: Knipowitschia caucasica
Lineage: Eukaryota; Metazoa; Chordata; Actinopteri; Gobiiformes; Gobiidae
Source: the annotation of a GenBank genome assembly
AUGCACCUGGUGUGGUGCCGCGGCCGCCUCAAACUGCUGCUGGCCUCCAUCACCGCUCUGGGCCUUCUCACCUGGCUCUAUCUGCUGGCUGGCACGCUGGACGGUGGUCGUACUCUGCUGGUCCCGCCCUGCCUCAGUCUAAGCCCCGCCCCCCAGCCGGACCGGGCCGCUCUGGAGUCUCGUGUGCGACAGGUGGAGGAGGAGAACCGAGUGAUCCGCCUCCAGCUCAGCCAAUCACAGGCCUCCGCUCAGAAGCUCAGCCAAUCACAGGCCUCCGCUCAGCUGACGGGGGACGGAGCCCUGCAGUGGGGGGCCUCUGCCGACACGGGACCCGAGGACACGGACACCACCGAGGACCGCAACAACACCAACUGUCCCAAAGCGCCCCCUGUGGGCAAGUGCGAGCUGAUCCAUGUGGCCUGUGUCUGCGCUGGACACAACGCCAGCAGAGACGUGGUCACUCUGGUCAAGUCCGUCCUGUUUCAUAGAGCUGUUGUGCCCAUCAGACCUCCCACAGGCUGA